UUCACGUGUCCCCCUAGUCUUUCUCCAUUGUCAUGGAGCCCAGCCUGCUUUCCCCGCGCACGUUUCUCCGCCACGACUUCCUGACGUCACGUUAGGAGGGGCUCCUCCGUCUGCCUCGGUCGCUGUUCUCGGUCCUGAAAAACAGCGUCGGCCGCGCUCCACUCUUCUCUGUUGCUUAUUUCAUGCAGCCAUUUUAGGUUCUUUCGAUUUCCCCCAAACUCCUCCGCCACGCGACUACCCCACCGACUCCUCCGGGGCUGCUCCCACCCGACAUCGGCCGGAAUCAUGAACGUGUGAGGCGGGCAUGGAUUGAGCCAAACAGCGGGAUGGAGUCUCCGUGGUGUCCCGUGGUCGUCCUCACGUUGGCCGUCUGGCUUUGCUGCUUUGCACCCGCCUGCGCCGACGGAAGCUAUGGAUGCCUGUUUGAAGACGAGCUUUGCCGAGCUUAUGAGUUCUGCGUCAACGAUGGAGUUUUCGGGAGGUGUCAGGAGCUGGCCGUCGCAGACCUGAACACGUACGACGUGUCUUCCUCCGGCUUGCUGCGCCUGAGGACUCUCUUGCAGAAACUAGCUCACAGAGGUCUGACAUGGCAGGAUGACAUCACCCAGCAGGUCAUCUCCCAAGAGCUCUCCAAGCUGAGGAGCCAUCAGGCAGCAUCGGAGGCGCCAUUCGGGUCCUACGACAUAGUCACGGGCAGGAAUGGGAGACCCGGCCAGGCAGAGCUGAACAGGAACCUUCAGCGCUUCCUUAAAGGCUUGCAGUUCCUGCCACAGCUCCAGCCUGGAGUCCAACAAAAGGCAGUUAGCACUCAGAAUGAUGGCAUCAGCGAUGACAGCCCUUCCGAUCGUGCUCCGCCAAAGUCAGGCUGGAAAGAGACCAGCAUUUACAGCCUCCAAAAGGGACCGGACCAAGCUCCCAUCACCAAGGUCAUCUCAAAAAGUGGCGAGGGCAGGCACCCUAAACUUAGCGCCCCCUACAAGCCCCUCUCUAACCAACUGGACCAGCUCCUUGGGGGAAGGGAACCGCCCGAGUCGAACGGAAAGCUCCGCUACCUUGGCUACGUGCGCCCGCCUCCAGAUGAGAUUCGAGUAGAUUUUGGUUCGAAAGCCCCAAAACCCAAUCUGGAUGGACUUUUGUUCAGGAGUGGGUCUGGCCAAUUGACUGCCAAGAAGCCCUCUCAUGUUAUGAAUGACCGGUUAAUGCAGGAUAUGAUGAACCAUUUGGGAGGGCACAACUUCAAUAUGGACCCAUUGAUGGCCAAAGACCUUAACCACCUGGCUGAUGUCAUCACCGGAGUUCUGCAAGAAGCUGAGGUGAGGCAACCUGAUCCCGAGGCGCAGCCAGGACCGGGAACCGCUAUGUCUGACCAGGUCACGGAUGGAGACCGGGAGCAAGUGGCUGCUGUGGAAUCGAACAAAGUCUUGGAUACGAAACCAAACAAAGUGCUGGUUGUCAAACAGAAGGUCCCUUCCAGAUUUCGACAAGGCCAACAAGAAGAUAGUGCAGCUGACAAGGAGCCUGUUGACAAGCAUACUGCCAUUUUCUCCAAGCUCCUCAACUAUCUUGACAAGUUUGAUGAUUCCCCUGAUGUUCAACCUGUUACUGGUGAAAAAGCAGUGGGCCUGGAGAGCAUCCAUAGUCGAACCACGCAGUCCCAAAGUGCCAAGAAAGUCUUCUCUGCACCCGCCAGGGAAGACUCCAGCUUGCGGUUGAUCAGUGGUGCGACGCCCGAUGCCCAACAAUCUGACUCUGAGAUGGUGAAGUGGAUGCAAAAGCCUGCCGCCAAUGACGUGAAGAUCAAAACUCAGUUGGUCCACGUCGGACUGAAAGAGUUUUCCAGCAGAGGAAAGGACAGACAUUUUGGUUACAUCAUAACUGGCUCAGACUCCCUCACCUCUGACCAGGCCAUGGACUUGAUGGAACGACUCACCCAGGAGCUGAAACUCCAUGCCGCAGACCUCACGCAGCUCUCUGUUCUCGGCCCGGCGUUGACUUUCCGGGUCGGGCCCAACCCUGCCAACGUAACCACAGCAGAUCUGGUGCAAGUGGCCGUUCAACAGAAGCAGCAGCUGGAGAAGGAGACGGGCCUGAAAAUCGUGGAGGCUGGAGUCAGUGACAGGGGCAGCCUGAGCCGCAUCCCCGUGGUGAAAGAGACCCGCGUGGAGUCAGGCCAAUUGGUGGUUCUCUCGGUCCUUUGCGUGCUCUUCAUCCUGGUGGUGCUGUUGGUGUCUGCCACCUUCUUCUGCGUGCGCCAGCGCUCCCACCUGCGCAUUAAAGAGAAACUCUCCAGCUUGGGCACUGAUACUGGCAACGAUGCCACGGCAACCUAUCAGGAGUUGUGUCGCCAACGCAUGGCUAUCCGGGCGUCAGAGCGUGUGGAGCGUCCAGAGACGCUGCGCCACUCGCGCCUCAACAGUGUGUCGUCCCAGUUCAGCGAUGGGCCCGGAGCGGGAAGCCCAUCCACGCGUAGCAGCACAUCCUCCUGGUGCGAGGAGCCUGUCCCGUCCAACAUGGACAUCUCCACUGGGCACAUGAUACUGUCGUACAUGGAGGACCACUUGAAGAACAAGAACCGUCUGCAGCGCGAGUGGGAGGCGCUGUGCUUGUAUCAAGCGGAACCAGCCACCUGCAACGUGGCCCGGAGCGAGCAGAGUGUCAGGAAGAACCGCUCGGAUGCCGUGCUAGCGUAUGAUCAUUCCAGGAUCACCUUGAAAGCAGAGAAUAACCAUAGCGGCUCCGAUUACAUCAAUGCCAGCCCAAUUAUGGACCACGACCCCCGCAACCCCACUUACAUCGCCUCGCAGGGCCCGCUUCCCUCCACCGUGGCCGACUUCUGGCAGAUGGUGUGGGAGAGCGGCUGCGUGGUCGUCGUCAUGCUCACCCCUGUUUCGGAGAACGGCGUCAAGCAGUGUCACCACUACUGGCCGGAUGAGGGAUCGGAUGUCUACCAUUUCUACGAGGUGAACCUCGUGUCCGAGCAUAUCUGGUGCGAAGACUUCCUCGUUCGGAGCUUCUACCUGAAGAACCUGCACACCAACGAGACGCGCACCGUCACCCAAUUCCACUUCCUGUCCUGGAUGGACCGCGGCGUUCCCAACUGUGCGCGCACCCUCUUGGACUUCCGCAGAAAGGUUAACAAGUGCUACCGGGGUCGAUCUUGCCCGAUUAUUGUUCACUGCAGUGACGGCGCCGGCAGGAGCGGGACAUACAUUUUGAUCGACAUGGUCCUCAACAGGAUGGCCAAAGGUGCGAAAGAGAUUGAUAUUGCCGCGACCCUGGAGCACUUGAGAGACCAGAGAGCCGGCAUGGUCCACACAAAGGAGCAGUUUGAGUUUGCGCUGACGGCCGUGGCCGAGGAGGUCAACGCCAUCCUCAAAGCGAUGCCCCAGUGAAGGCCAACUCUUCCUCCACCUCUUCUUCUCCUUUAAAUCUUGAUAUAUACACACAAGAGUUUUCUGUAUGUCGUGCGGCAAUCACAGUGGCCAAAGGUUGCGUUCAGGUACCAGCAGAGCUGAUCGGGCGCGCGAUACACGUCGGAAAUAAGGAGACCAUGCGGUCCAAUGAAAAGCAUGUCCAUGUUCGCUUUUGGGGGAGGAGACACUUUACUCCCAAACACUGAUAAAGUCACACAAUAUUUUUUUGAAGAAACAAAGAUUUCAUAUAGGAGAUUUUAUUUAUUUAUGUAAAGAAUUUAGAAGGAAAUCUUAAACUUGUGAUUUUGUUGCUGUUGUUUUUCUUUGUUUACUGUCUUUAAAACAAAUAUUAUUUAUAAACAUUAAUUGAAAUUAUGAAUAUACAAAUGUUAGCAUAUUAUACGAUAAAAAAAAAUAUUUUUACGUAAAAAAAAAUCAUAACAAAGUGCUAAUAUUGCAGGAGAAAAUGCGAAUAUUAACGAAAAUAAAAUCAUUAAAAAAUUACAAAUUCUCGUGCUUUUUACAGUUUUUUUUAUUUUGAAGUAAUUUUUAUUUUUUUAUAUUAUUUGAGAGAAGGAGUUAUGAGGCAGGUAAAUACAGUAAAAAAAUCAGUUGUCCUUAAAUCUUUAUUCGCAAUAAUUAGGUCAUAUUUUUCCAAAUUAAUGUUAUAGUAUUACAAUAAUCAUAUCAAAAUAGUACUAUUUACUAUUAUAACUAACUUUCCGCAUUAUUACUAACCAUACUUUUUAAUGUAGUAUAAGAAGCAAAGUUCCUCGCCUCCAAUUUUUAACAAAAGUUUCAGCCAUCACAAGUGGUUAAAAAAAAUAUUUGCCUGUGUUCAGAGGGGAAAAUAUUAUGUAAUACGUACUUUUUAUUGGGCAGCGUCUCAGCAAGUGUGGUGUACAGAAGUACCUGAACGCAAGGUUCUGGUGCCACUGGCCAGCUGUAACGUCAUGUCCAGUGAAGAGUUUGAGAUCAAAAAACAAUAUCAUUUUAAAAAGCAAACAUAUGCUAGUAUAUAUACUUCUAUGCGUAUGUACAGUUGACUGUAUGGAUUGUGGUAUUGUACAAAUGAUACACGUCGGACUUAGACGCCAUCAUUUUCUAACCAUUAAAGUAAAAAGUAUGAUUCUAAGAGGAUAAAUAAAGUUGAUAUUAUGCAAAUAUAUGUAAUAUAUGAGGAGGAGGAAAUAUUCAAUAUUUUAUGACUCAUUUGUCAUGAUAUUACAAGAAAAUGCUGCAAUUAUUAUGAGAAUACACUUGGAGGAAUAGAUGAUUCCAAAAAUCAUUUCAUUAAAUUUCAUUAAGAUCUAUGUUUACAAAUAUAAAAUCCUAAUGGUACAAGUUUUAUGAGUCAUAUUAUUGUAAAAGGGGAAAAAAAAUUUUUUUUACUAAAGUUACACGUUAAAAACUUAUGAGUUAUUAUUAAUAUGCAUUUUGAGAGUCAUAAUAUUCAAAUUGUUGUAGUGGCUUGAGUAAAAAAAAGUGUGUGGUGGCGUCACACUUCCAAUAAUUUAACUUUUGUGAGAGAGUAAUGUCAGAAAUUUGUAAAAAGAAAGCAAUUAAUAGUGAUGCACGAUAAUACAUUUUUCAACCGAUACCGAUAAUUGCCUCCUCGUUCCAGCCGAUAACCGAUAAUGUCAAGCCGAUAAUUCAACUAAAAGAUAUACGUAACAUUUUAAAGUGUUCACAAGAGCAAAUAUUACUGUGCAAACAUAGAAUUUAUUGCUCUUUUUUCGACAUCAAAUGUGUGUGUCAAAAAAGUAGUGAAUUCCAACAUCUAAACAAUGACAUUGUCUGACAUUGUGGAAUGGUAAACUUUUAGCAGCGAUUAUUUACUGAGUAAAUACCUAAGUUGCACGAAAAUGCCUUUAAAACUAAGUAAUUCCUAACAUACAGUAUAUAUCAUUACUACAAUGCAAAAACACACCUCCUUAAAACUAGUUAAAAUUCCCUUAAAAAGUUUUAGGUGUAAAUCUAUUGGAAAUAUGUGAAAUUAUCUGCCAGUGUCUCAAGUAAAUUUCACUCAGAUUUCUUGAAAUAAGAAAAAUAGCUAUCUGAAAAUAAGCUUAACAGCCUUAUUUUCAGCAAUAGAUUAUUAUAUUUAAUCCUUAAAAAAUGUGUUUGUCAGAAAUGUUCUUUAUUCAAGAAUAGAUAAGGUCCAAAACAUUAUCUGAAAGCAAUUUUUUCUUGAUUUAGGUGCUUAAUGAGUUGAACCGGAGAUGAAGCGUUACUGAUCGUCACAAACCCCGUAGUAUGCUUUCAAUUUGUUUACUAUUAGCUUUAGCCUUUGCACUAGUGGUAGCCUUGUAUUUGUUUCACGAAUCAUUGUGAUGCAGCUUUAAACGGCUGAUCACAUUAGUGGUGUUGAUUGAGGACGCUUUCUUUCGGCCUCGUGGAACUUCUGUUUCACACACGGAAAGGUAAUCGCACACUUGUGAUGGAGCCGCCAUGAUCUCAAGCAUUUCAUGUGUUGUCACUCAUGUGAUGGGGUUAAGGCGGCGAUGCAGAAUUGGACAAAACUGCAUAGAUUGCACACAUUUGAAGACUAAAUCCAGUAUAUAAUUAUCGGAUUGGAUUACCGGUUGAUUUUUUUAAAAAUCUGGAUUAUCUGUGUGACGCCACAAUUGCCAUUAUCGGUAACCGAUAUUAUUGUGCAUCUUUAGUAAUUGAUCUUGAAUGAUAAUAUUAAAAGAAAAACAAGUAUACUUUUAAAAAAAAUGAAAUAAUGUUUCAUAACAAACUAAAAAAUUUCGGGACUAAAAUAAAGCUAUGAAUGUGCGGGUUUGAUGUUAGUUUUCACUACUUUUGUGGAAAUAGUAGCAACGUAUGCUAAACAUAUUGUUCAUUUUUGCAAGAAUAGUCAAAAAUCAAAAUCAAUGAUAUUCUAAUGUUUUCAGGAUACGUCGGUUUUACGAGAAUACUGUAAAGUCAGAACAAAACGGAACAAAAUCCCUUUGCUGCAAUUUUUUUUCGUCAUAACUUUAAAAGUGUUUUCUUCCUAUGACUCCUGCUAUUGAUUCAACAGCCUCCAUAAAUACAGUGGUACCUCUUCCUAUGAAAUUAAUGGGUUCUGCAAGUAGUUUCGUAACUUGAAAAUUCUGUAAACCGAGACGCGUAUCCAUGUAAAUGCCCUAAUCUGUUCCAAGCCCCCCAAAAUUCAGAGAUCAAUCUUUUAUAAUGCAUAAAAAUGCAUCAAAACAUGUAAUAAAUACAUGUUACAAUUCUAUUAUGGCACAAUAAACAUAAAAUUAGAGCUUUGCAUAAUAUUAAAAAAAAAAAAAAAAAAACACGAAUAAAGACUCAUGUAAAGCUGUCGGAACACAUGAAUGAAUGAAUGAAUGAAUGAAUGAAGAGGACGCUGGAAUACACACAUAUACAUACAGUAGAGGUCCCCUUUUUAGCCAAUUGGAUGCCAGGACUGGUAGGCAAUAGCCAAUAGCAGAGCUGCUAUAAGUAUGUUACGUUCAGUAAACUCCGGGAGCUGCGAGUACCAGCCAUAAUGUAUUUUUGCCUUUUGUAUCCUGAAAUUCUUUCAUAACAAGAGGCAAUAUUUUCCCCAUUGAGGCGUGUCUUAACCUGAAAAUUGUGUAUGUAGAGACAUUUGUAAGUAGAGGUACCACUGUAAUAGAAUUCUAAAUGCAUCUCUCGUUAGCUUGGCACCACGUGACCACUAAUAAUUAUAACUACAAGUAGUGUCUUGAAGUGUUCCAUCUAUUUAACGAGUUGUUGUAUCACGGAUCCAUUGUGAUAUGUUGUGCAACAUUGACAUUACUGUAGUAUGACUUCCUCUACUAGAGUGAAUAAUGCCCACAAUAAUAUUCACAUUGAUAAUAAAGAGAAAUAGAAACAA
Molecule: messenger RNA, 7266 nt
Organism: Corythoichthys intestinalis (scribbled pipefish)
Lineage: Eukaryota; Metazoa; Chordata; Actinopteri; Syngnathiformes; Syngnathidae
Gene: ptprn2
Product: protein tyrosine phosphatase receptor type N2
Exons: 22
Coding region: 327-3392 (1021 amino acids)
Biological process (GO): protein dephosphorylation; insulin secretion involved in cellular response to glucose stimulus; regulation of secretion
Cellular component (GO): secretory granule; synapse
Molecular function (GO): protein tyrosine phosphatase activity
Source: RefSeq, a predicted model, not a curated record